Molecule: messenger RNA, 922 nt
Organism: Phragmites australis (common reed)
Lineage: Eukaryota; Viridiplantae; Streptophyta; Magnoliopsida; Poales; Poaceae
Exons: 4
Coding region: 217-645 (142 amino acids)
Source: RefSeq, a predicted model, not a curated record
UCCACCCAUUGCUGUUGCUGUUGCUUGACGCAAGGAAGAAGGAGGAAGGAGGAAGGGGAAGGCAGCAAGGAAGAAGAAGGGGAAAGAAGGAGGAAGAAGAGAGGGAAGAGAAGGGGAUUCCGCUGGGGAUCCUCACUGUGGUGCUACAAGUUCUCAAAAUUUCAGUUGGAGCAGUGCUGUUUCAGUUGCCGAACCCCCUGCUGUCCCUCCCUCUCCAUGGUCCUGCCUGCUCAAGGAAGCAUGGAAGCUCCAGAAGUCCCGUGCUUCGAAGCACCGGAAGUCCCAUGCUUGGAAGCUCCGGGACUCCCAUCCAUGGAAGCGCUCUCGAAGCCCAUGAAUUGGUCAUGGGUGCCAAAAGGGAUGGACCCUAUGACAGUAUGUAGAGUUGCCGUGUCCGUAGGACCUUAUGUUGAGAUGUGUGAUGAUGGCAGCCAAGAAUAUCGUGUUACCAACAAAUUUCGGAUAGUUGUGGGUAGAGGUACUACCAAUGUGAAUGAUUUAUUGGUUGCUCUGGCGGUUGAGGAAACACUAGGAGUCGUCGGAGGCAACUGGAAGAUGCGGGCAGUGCUUCUUCAGUUAGGCAAUUGGAGUUUGGAGGCAAUGCUACUUCUCCACCUAAUGCCAAAGGGAAAGCACAAAAGCUGAAGCCAUUGAAGAGAAAGACAACUUCUGAUUGACACAAGAUAUAUGUGUUGUUUUGAUCAUAUCUUGUUCACACUAUUAGUCUGUGUACGUGGUGAUGUUUGUGCCAAACUUGCAAGGCUAAUAUGUGAUAUUAAUUUCUGCCAGACUAGUAAGGCUAAGAUGUGAUGCUUAUUUGUGAUGUUUAUGCCAGACUUGGGCUAAAUUCGAUCAAUAUUUUGUGAUGUUCUCUCCAUGCAUAUAUGCAUGGAAAUUAAGGCAGCUAUCAGUGGUAACAGAC